Molecule: messenger RNA, 515 nt
Organism: Meleagris gallopavo (turkey)
Lineage: Eukaryota; Metazoa; Chordata; Aves; Galliformes; Phasianidae
Source: RefSeq, a predicted model, not a curated record
CCAACUUCUUUCUUCCUUGCUAGCCCAAGAAGUCUGCAAUGAAAGUCCACUUCUGGCAGCUGGAGGACUGGCCCAUGCAGCACCGUCUUCCCCCACACCCCACCACCAUCAUCAACCUGCUAGGGAAGGUGGAGACACACCAGCGGCAGAGCCAGGAUGGACACAUCCUCAUCACUUGCUGGGAUGGUGCCAGCCGGAGUGGGAUCUUCUGUGCUGCCAGCUUCCUGUGCGAGCAGAUCCAAAGUGAGGGGCUGGUUGAUGUAUCCCAGGCUGUGAGGAUGCUGAAGAGGCGGCGGAGGCAGCUGAUUAAAGAUGUGGAGCAGUAUGGGCUGUGCUAUAAACUAGCCCUCAGUUACUUGAACUCAUUUGAAACCUAUGGCAAUUUCAAGUAAGAGACGUGGUCACAGCCCACAUCUGGCCAGGACUUCAACCUUCUUGAGGAAGCAAUGGAAAUCAGAGGAGAUGUGCGCAGCCUCAGGAUCACAAAAUCAUUAAAGUUGGAAAGACCACUGAAA